Messenger RNA from Thunnus maccoyii (southern bluefin tuna), 3630 nucleotides. Its product is annotated as chromobox protein homolog 2-like. The record is from RefSeq and is a predicted model, not a curated record. The transcript has 5 exons. Lineage: Eukaryota; Metazoa; Chordata; Actinopteri; Scombriformes; Scombridae. Gene Ontology annotation, cellular component: heterochromatin; PRC1 complex. The coding region runs from base 94 to 1755 and encodes 553 amino acids. Gene Ontology annotation, biological process: negative regulation of transcription by RNA polymerase II.
UCUCUCACUAAGGUUUAUUAUUUCUGCAGCCCUACGGCGGCCGUGCGGGGUCAGACGCGCUCUCGCCGGCCGUUGUGAGGGGCUGCUGUAGUAAUGGAGGGGGUCACGGUCGGCCAGGUAUUUGAUGCGGAAUGCAUCCUCAGCAAACGGCCGAGAAAGGGGAAGUUCGAGUAUCUGGUGAAGUGGAGAGGCUGGUCGUCCAAGCACAACAGUUGGGAGCCAGAAGAAAAUAUUUUGGACCCGAGGUUACUAGCAGCGUUUCACAAGAGAGAACAAGAGAGAGAGCUUCUGUUCCAGAAGAAAGGAAAGAGGCCGAGAGGACGUCCGCGGAAGAUUCUGCAGCCUGUUCCAGCUGCCACAAAAGACAGCCGCUCCUCAUCCUCCUCUUCCUCUGGCCUUUCGUCAUCUCCCUCCUCCUCUUCCUCUGAGGAUGAAGAUCACUCCAAGAAGGCGAAGCCCGGCCCUCGAGUCCACCCCGUCCCCCAGAAGAGGCCCCAGAUCAUGCUGGCCAAACCCGACCCCCCCUGCAAGAAGAAGCGAGGCAGGAAGCCGCUCCCCCCCGACCUGAGAGCUCUAAGACAGGCGAAGAGCAGACCGCCUUCUCCUCCUCCUCCUCCUCCUCCUCCUCCUCCCCCCCCUCCUCCUCCUCGCCACCACCAGGUGCUCAGACCGUCCAGGGAGGAGCCUCGGCCCGGCGUGAAGAAGCCGCUGCAGCCGGCCAGCUUCACCUACACCGGGCUGAGCCGGAGCUCCAGAGACGAGGCUGCGUCCGCCGCCCAGACCUCCAGCAGCUCCUUCUCCCAGACCGGAGCCUCCAAACCCGGAUCCCUCAGCUGCAUCUGGACCAACCGCUCCCUGUCCUCCUCCUCUCCCUCCUCCUCCUCCCACAAAGCCAGCGCCUCACAGAGUAAGAACUCGCUGUCCGAGCUGAAGCGCUCCAUCUCAGAAACAGGCGGCGGCAGAGGAGACGGGUUCAAAGUGUCUCCUCUGAAACCAGGCGGAGGUUCGGGGUCGCUGGGCGGGUUCGUUGGAGGCCAGGCGGCGGUCCAUCGCUCCGCGCUGGGCCAGAGGAGGCAGGAGGGCCUCGGAGGUCAGAGCGGGUUGGUUCAUCACAAGCAGCAGAACUCCAGUCUCCAGUCCAAAGCAUCGUCCUCGCCCACGCCACGAGACCGAGCCAACCAGGCGCUCAGCCUCCGAGCCCUCAACCUGCAGAGCGUCAGCAAGCCGCCGGCCGGCAGCAGCCUGCAGGCGAGCAGCGCCGCAGCGUCCAGGUCCAGUUUAAGGAGCGGAGUUGUCGUAAAAGGAGCAGCGGGAGGCAUCAAAGACACUCGAACAUCAGCCGGGCAGCGCUCGGGUCUGCCAGCAGGCGGCGGCGUGGAGCAGGCGAGGUUACGAGAGGACAGGAAGGAGAUGUUAGAGGAGACUAAGAAGCUGGCGGGAGGCGGCUCCGGCAGGGGGAACGGCAGCGUGAGGCAGGACGAGAGGAAACAGACCCGCAGCCUGAACGAGCUCAGCACCGGCGACUCCGACGAGACCAGCAGCAGCGAAUCGGAGCACGACGCCGUCCUGUAUCCUAACAACAGCAGGCCCAGCCUCGGCAACGACGCCACAGAGUCGGACACGGAAACGGACUGGCGGCCGACCCGCAGCCUCCUGGAGCACGUGUUCGUCACCGACGUCACGGCCAACUUCAUCACGGUGACGGUGAAGGAGUCGCCGACCAGCGUGGGAUUCUUCAACUCUCGAAAUCACUGAAGGACGUCUGACGAUGCUUCAGUCCGCUGAGCUGAACUGGACCCCAACUGUCUUACAACUCUUCCUGCAGCAGCUCUCAGGGUUCCUACAGACGCUCGCUCUCCGCUCUUUUACACGCGGAGAAAUGCACAAAACGUUUGGAAUGUAUCAUUCGAUACGUUCUGCAGUUUCACGAAUCCAGAAGACACAAACACAGCGGAGAUCAUAUCGAAUAAGAAACUAUUUUAAUCAAGUAUUUAUCAAGGAACAAUGUAGGAACCCUGAUGUUUAGACCCCGUUUACACCUGAUUAUUAAAACGCAGUCUGUGUCCGAAAAGAAGUUCAAAUAUAAGCAGCUGGAAACGCGUCGGCGUGGCGUUCCCACUUCAGUUUUCCGUCCUUUCAAACGUUCAACUGAAGGAAACAGAAUCUAACGAAAAGUCACAAAAGGUCGACGUUUUAUCUGCCGCCAACGACCAGGAAAUCAGCAUCCGGCGUUUUCUGACGUGCUGCUGCAGAAGUUAGUCGCUUAAUUGAUUAAUUGAUUUACUAUUUGCAACUGUUUUAAUAAUUGAUGAAUAGUUUGAGUCAUUUAUCAAACAUUCAAUAGUUCCAGUGAUAAUAAACUGAAUAUCUUCAGAACGUGUCUGCUUCUGAUGUUUGAAAGAUCAAAUGAUUAAUUGAUGAAAAAUAAUCAUUAAAUUGCAACUUUUUUGGUUCGAUGAAGGUUCAACUUUCUAGCUGUUUACCCCCAGAGCUUUCAAGCACAGCUCAUGGUCUUCAUCGGCGGCUAGAGUUAGCUCAGUCGUCGUCACGUGAUCGGAAGUUUAUCAGUGGGAACGUUUGGUCGUGUGAUGACGCGACACCGCAGGUAGUUGACGAGUGUCUUCACUCAAGGUGAACUUGCUGGCUUUUUUUUUCACAAGAGCUUUCGAGCACGGCUCAUGGUCUUCAUCAUCAGCAGAUAAAGAUUCAUCAACGGAUAGUUUGCUCAGUCGUGGUCAUGUGAUCGCACAGGCGGUUGUAUAACAUAACACCUGUUCGCAUCUAACCCCCCCCCCCUCUGUCUGUUGAUGAAGACCAUGAUGUGCGGUUGAAAGCCCUGGAAAAAAAAUAGUAAGUGGACCUUGAGUAAAGAUUUUUUUUUUCACCUUUCACGUCGACUUUAAUUGAACUUCUCAGCAGCGACAAACCGAUCGGUGAGUCACAAACACUACUUCCUGUCGCAGAUCGCGUUUUCUGAAAAGGUUUGGAAUCGGGGUUUAAACCUCCAGAUGGAUGUACGACACCACCUCUCCAGUGCCUCAGGUUCCUCUCACAGCUCACUGCCACUGUCCAGCUGCUUGUGACCAUUAGUUUGAGUAGGAACGUUUGUGCUUGUCGGACCUGUAUCCAAACUUAAAUAUGUGGCAGCAUGACGAAAAAAAACAAAAAAAAACAAACAAAAAAAAAAACAAGUGAAGUUUGUCUGUGAUCGGUAAAUCUUCAUCCACACAUCUGGGGUUUUUUUUUUUUUGUAAUCGUCUUUCAGUUCUCUUUGGACCAAAGGUGUUACGAAUGUGAAUUAUCUGUUUUUUAUUAUUUUAAUUUGUAUUAUUGACAGUAUUUCUUGCACUACGCACAAUAUAAAUAAAUGUAAGCUGAUUUCUUUUCAUCAUCUCAAACAAGACAUUCCACCAUCACUUUAUUUUAUUAAUACAUCUGCCGUCACAGUGUCUCUUGGAGUUGAAAUAUGUGUUAAUUUAUAUUUGUAAAUAUGUUUGUUUUUUUUUUUUCUCAUGUGAUAUCUAUCUGGUGCUCAUAUUGGCUUACUAGCUUCAGACACUUGUAGCCUGUGUGCCUCUCUGCCAUUUUGAAGGUAUUUGAAAUAAACCAUAAGUACCUAAAGACUUUAAA